Messenger RNA from Xenia sp. Carnegie-2017, 1916 nucleotides. Its product is annotated as tektin-1-like. Lineage: Eukaryota; Metazoa; Cnidaria; Anthozoa; Malacalcyonacea; Xeniidae. Gene Ontology annotation, biological process: cilium movement involved in cell motility; cilium assembly. The record is from RefSeq and is a predicted model, not a curated record. Gene Ontology annotation, cellular component: nucleus; microtubule cytoskeleton.
CGUGGUGACAAUGUUGUCUGUAGAAGUUACUUCAUAAAAUGACAAAGUACAAUGAAUGAAGGACAGUAUAUGUGCGAAUAAAUAGCUUGAAGAUAAAGAAGCUGCAACAAUCGAGGUAAAUAAUUUCAAAUUGAGUUUCAUCUUAUUCUAAAACAAAGCAUGUCUACAACAUACAUGGUCCCCUCGAAAUUUAAUCCUGCCGAAUGGCAUUCUUCGAACGCGACGCAUUACAUGAACGCCUUUCGCGAAGUCGAGAACGGACGAACGUUGCGAGAUGCGAGCAACAAACUGGCAAAGAGCAUUGCGUACGAUGCGAGCAAGAUGCAGAAACACGUUCAAGAAAAGCUUGGGCAACGCAUCAAGGAUGUCGCAUCGUGGAAGUCGGAAGUGGAGAAAGAACGCUCUUGCGUUGUAUCCGAAAUGGAUGCAUUGUUGCAGUCCAAAGCCAUGCUUGAUAAAGCGCUGGCAGCAACUCAGUAUCCGUUGGCGGUACCGAAAAAAUGUCUUGCCUAUCGUACGAAUAGGGCUGGCAUUGACCUCGUCAAAGACACUGUUGAGAAGAAUUUGUAUAAGGAAGUUCAAUUGAUAGAAGCAACACAGGAAGCUCUAAAAAGAACAUCAGAUCAAGUAAUUGAUCAAUACAGGAGAUUAGAAAGUGUAAAGAAACGCUUGGAUAAAGACAAUCAUGACAAAAACUCGGCAUUGACAAUCGAUAAUUAUUGUCACGGUCUAAACAAUUAUUCUUCUGGCUUGGGUUAUCACAAGUUCGCCAUUGAAUUGGAUCCGAGAUUUACCACUUUGCCAGAAUGGGAAAAUUUCUCAUAUGACAACAUAACACGAGCUAGAUGGGAGAGAAAAAUGUCGGAGAACUUGCGAAAGAAAGUUCACGAACUUCUUGUUCGAACUAUGAACGAGUUGAAAGAGAUGUUUGACAAGGUGAACUUGUCGUUAAACAGACGAGUGAUGGAAACAAACAAUGCCAAGAAAACGCUCACCGCUCAUUUGAAAAGGGUUACAGAUGAAAUGGCAAAAAUGAGAGAGACUAUCGACAUGCUGAAAAAGUCCAUAUACGAGAAGGAGAAAUACAUGCAGGUCGCUCAGACACGUCUCGAGAGACGCGGGUACAGACCAAACAUGGAAUUAUGUCGCGACAUUCCCAAGUAUCGAUUGGUCGACGAAGCGGAUCUUGAGGCUGCUAUUGAAUCUCUAAAGCGCAGACUCCAGGAUGCGAUCCGCGGCUAUCAAGCUUUGGAGCAACAAAAAAUUUCUUUGGAGCAAGAUAUUGCAGUGAAAACGACAACCUUGGAAAUUGAUCGCGAUCUCUGCUAUCGCAUGCGACAAGGGAUGUCCUGGCAGCCAUUUCUUAUGAGUACUACUCCUAAGUUAAAAGAUGGUGCGUGCCAUCGCCAGGCAACGCCACCGCGCCUUCUGAGCCGGCUGUCCAACCGACCAGUCACAGCGCGUUCGAUUACCACGCCUUUGUCAAGAUGUGGCAAACUAGAGGAUGGCGUGCGACAUCAGAGUCCCGCUGGUGAUCUAUUUGGUCUUCCACCUUCUCGUGGAGGCCUGCGAAGUUCAAACCGGCUUAUAACGUCGGUUUUAGACUAAGAAGUCAAGACACCUUGAUUCGUUGAUGACAAACAACAAGCUGUUCAACUUUUCUAAUUUACCUAUUUAUUUCAACAAAACUUUAUCCAUAUUUACUUCGCGUGAAGUAGCUAAAAAUAUUCUUCAAAUGAUUCAGUGCACCAAUUUUAAAUAAAUCGUCAAGCAAAUAUUUUUCGUUUGAUACCUCAGCAUGAUUGAUGGUAAAACUGUUUAUAUUACGAAAUUUUAUCACGUAGUUUUUGGUUUCAUUGCAAAGAAUAUUUAAAAUGACUCGACGACUUUAAUAAAGCGUGUUUGUGUUCUUUUCA